Messenger RNA from Zingiber officinale, 4198 nucleotides. Its product is annotated as putative pentatricopeptide repeat-containing protein At3g01580. The record is from RefSeq and is a predicted model, not a curated record. The transcript has 3 exons. Gene Ontology annotation, biological process: RNA modification. Gene Ontology annotation, molecular function: RNA binding; protein binding. Bases 152 to 2611 code for a protein of 819 amino acids. Lineage: Eukaryota; Viridiplantae; Streptophyta; Magnoliopsida; Zingiberales; Zingiberaceae.
CGCAACGUGGCGCGGAGGAAGCGCGCUCUGCUUCUAUUGGCGGUCUAUUCGGGUCCCUUUUCUGUCCGGAUCAGUCGUCCGUUAUCGUCCAUGUUUUAGGCCGUUAUCCGGGAAGAGUUUACGACCUACCGCGGUGCUUCAAGCUAAAUGCAUGGCUUGUGCUCUCCGGAUGAGCCUCCCGAAUCCAUCUCCCCUCCCUCCCGGAACCCAGAACAAGGAUUGGAACGCGAUCCUCAGGCACCAUGCCAGACUCAAGAACGAUCGAGCCAUCCUCGCGACCUUCGCCCAAAUGGAGGCCUUCGGCGCCCACAGCGACAGGAUCGCGUUGCCUGUCGUCCUCAAGGCCUGCGCGGCAUUGCGGGAGGUCGAUCUAGGAAGAAGUGUUCAUUCUUCCAUAGCUGGAACAGACUUGGUGGACGACGCGCGUGUCCGGACCGCGCUCAUCGACUUCUACUGUAAGUGUGGGUUCCUCGACGAUGCAUUCGACCUAUUCGAUGAAAUGGCGAAGAGAGAUUUGGUUUCGUGGAAUACCAUGAUCUCUGGAUGCACUGGAAAUGGGCAGCAUAAAGAUUCGAUUUUGCUUUAUCUUAGGAUGAGAAGAGACGGUCUGAGGCCGAAUUCUGUGACCUUGGUUAGUCUAAUUUCAGCUUGUGCUGAGUUGGACGAGUUUAGGCUUGGGCAAGCUGCGCAUUGCUAUAGUUUGAGGAAUGGGAUUCUUGAUCUGAAUCCGUACGUUGGGACAUCUUUGAUUUGUCUUUAUAGUAGGUUUGACAUACAAUUGUCUCGCAAUGUUUUUGAAGUGAUGAAAAGAAAGAGCACUGUCAGUUGGAAUGCUCUCAUAGAUGGAUAUUUACAGAUUAGUGAUUUUUCUGAAGUACUGCACAUAUUUCUUAAAAUGCUAGUUGACAAGGUGUCUCCUGAUUCUGUGACAUUCUUGGCUGUUUUGCAAUCAUGUGGAGGAAUUGGUUGUUUAACGUUGGCAAAGCAAGUGCACCAAUUUGUUGUUAAAUAUGGCUUCUCCUCAGAUGAGUUUGUGGGGAAUGCAUUGAUCGACAUGUAUGGUAACUGUGGGCAUUCUGAAUAUGCAAGUCUUGUUUUUCAAAAUGGGCUAACAAGGGAUGUUGCCUCCUGGAAUGCUAUGAUAUCUGCAUUCAGAAAUUGCUUAUUCCAUACUAAAGCAUUUGGUUUGUUUAGCCAAAUGCAAUUUGAAACUGUGAAACCAGAUACAACUACCAUUUCAUUGAUGUUUUCCAUAUGUGCUCAAUGUGGCUGCAUUAUGGGAGGCCGACAAUUGCAUGCCUAUGCCAUAAAAAGAGGAAUGGCAUGUAACACUUCUCUUGAUAAUGCAUUACUGUCUAUGUACGUGGACAUGAACAUUAUUGCAUCUGCCAUCGAGAUUUUUAAUGGGAUGGUUAAUAAAAAUGUUAUUUCUUGGAACAUAUUGAUCAUGGGAUUGAUCAAUCAUGGGUUGACAAGCCAGGCUUGGGAUCUCCUUAGGAAAAUGCAACAGACAGAAACUAAACCAAACUCAUUCUCUAUGGUCUCUCUUCUCGCAGGGUGCAGAGACAGCUUGCUCUUGAAUUUUGGCAGGUCUAUUCAUGGUUAUGUGAUAAGACAUGGCCUCGAUAUCAACCCAUCUCUCUGCACUGCUCUUUCAGAUAUGUACAUGAACUGUGAGCAUGAAUUAGCUGCAGCUCAUAUGUUUUGGGGGUACUCCGACAGAGAUUUAAUAUGUUGGAAUACUAUGAUUGCGAACUAUACUCAAAAUGGAGAACCCAAUGAAGCUAUUACUCUGUUCUACCAAAUGCAAUUGGAAAGGGAACCAGAUGCAGUUACGAUGAUCAAUAUUCUUCCUUCGUGUGCACAAUUGGGGAAUCUUUUGCUAGGAAGAAGCAUUCAUGCUUAUGUCAUCAGAAGGGAGCUUGGUCUGCCACUCAACAAUUAUUUGGGCAAUGCUCUUCUUACCAUGUAUGCAAAAUGUGGAAGCAUAAGGAGUGCCGAGUUGAUAUUCAGGAACCUAGUCCAAAGAGAUAUCAUCUCUUGGAAUGCAAUGAUUGCAGCAUAUGGUAUUCAUGGGCAAGGUGAAGAUGCACUUAGCAUAUUCUAUGAAUUAGUAGAUGAUGGUCAGAGACCCACAGGUGUGACUUUUGUUUCUCUUUUAUCAGCCUUCAGUCACUGUGGUAUGGUUGAAAAAGGAUGGAAAAUUUUCCAUGCCAUGAAUAAGGAUUAUAACAUACCUCCUGAUGUUGUUCAUUACGCAUGCAUGGUAGACCUUCUUGGUCGAGCAGGCAACCUUGAUAAAGCUAAAGAAGUGGUCCACCUAAUGCCCUUGGAACCAGAUGCUAGUCUUUGGAGAGCUCUUCUUAGUUCUUGUCGAGUAUUUCACAAUGUUGAACUUGCAAGUGCAGUUGGAGAAAAGCUAUUUGAAUUAGAACCCAUGAAUAUUGCAAAUUACAUACUUCUCUCCAAUAUUUAUGCUGCUGUUGGAAAUUGGGAAGAUGUCAAUACUCUGAGAACUAACAUCAAGGAGAAAGGUUUAGAAAAGACUCCAGGUAAUAGUUGGAUAAACAUAAAAAACCAAGUCCAGUCUUUUACUGCAGGAGACAAAUGACACUGUCAGCCUCAGUAGUCACACAUGCAACACUAGAACUGUUGGUGCAUGAGCUUGUGGAAAAUGGCUAUAUACACCUUAUUCAUGUUCGAUGUCUCAGAAUGUGGAGUUUGAGCAAAGGGAUCAUUCUAAUUUACUACUGUGAGAAUCUAGCAACUUAUAUAAGCAUUUAAGGUUCACAAAGUAUAUGCUAACAGAAAACAUCACUGCCCUGGAAAUCUUCACAAGAUUCUAAGCCAUUUUAUUGUGCCAUCAGUUAUGUAACGUCUCGUUAUUCAUAAACUAUAAGUGGGAAUUCACCAAUCAAGAUGUUCUUCCUAGUGAAGCCGGCGAAACACAUAAUCAUUCAGGAACAAAAUUAAUUUAUUUGCAUCUUGACUUCUGAGACUGAAAACUUUUAAUUAUGCGGCCCCCCUAGAGCCAGCCCCACGGAUAUGGAGGGAGGUAAAUGCAAGUACACAACUGAAAGCGUAUGGCCAGGACGCUAACCCCAGGCAAUGACACCCCGAGGAUCGAACCCUAGACCUCUCGGCCACGAAACUAUGCGCCCCCAGAUGUGCUACACCCUGGGGACUUGCAUUUAAAUUUCUCAUGCUUAUACCCUUUGUGUACCUCAUCCUUUCAUUGCUAGUUAAUGAAUUUUGCUUAUAUUUUGUUAUGAAAUCUAUUGUAUCCUCUCAUUGCUAGUUUAUGAAUUUUGCUUAUAUUUUGUUGUAAAAAUUUGGAUUCCAAUCUGUCUGGACAAUACCUGGGAUCUGAUUCCAAAGAACAAUCUGCUCAAUUAAUGCAUGAUAUAUCGAAUAGUUUGCUUAUAUCUGGAGCUAAUUUCAAUCAUUAGUCUACUAAAUGAGGACCUAGAUUUUUCUUAUUUUGGCCAUAGGAGAUAUUAAUAUUCCUAGAUUAAAAGGCUGGAAAAUGUAACAGUUCUCUAAAAGAUUGCAGUAGUAAUAGUGAACUCCGAUACUGCAAUUUGCUGUGCAGUAAUAUAUCGCCACAGAUAUAUUUGUCUAUUAUAGGUAUUAAACAUGUUCGAGCAAGGUAUUUAGGUCUAAGUUUUUAGAAAGGGUUGGACAAUAUGGUUACUAAGUAUUGGUCACCUAAGUGGGAGAACAGCAUAAGUUUAUAACAAUCCAUUAUAUUUGCCUGUGUUUUCAGUAAUCUGUUUACUAGGUUUUUUAAAAGAUUUACAUUUUGGUAUCAGUGAUUUUCAUAAUUUCUUGAGCUUUGGGCUAGAUAUUGUGAAAGAUACAUGAACCACAAGGAAUAGUGGAAAUUAUAUCUGUAUUUUCCUCCAAAUAAUAUUGUUUUCUUUUUCUCAAAAUUAACUCAGUAUGAUGCUUGUGGGGUUUUAAAAUAAAGCACAUGGGAUGGAAAGAAAUGUUUGUAAAUUGCAUACAUGUCUCUUUUGGAAUUCAUAAACCAGUAUGAGUUGGUGGUUCUAUAAUAUUUGUUGUUGCAUUUGAGGUCUUGCUAAGAAUCAUGAACUAGUUCAUUCGACAGAAUCUAAGGCCAACUAGACUUCCAUCUUUUUUGCUACCACUACAUUUGGUCAAAGACAUUAUGUUUAUAAAGGUGCUAAACAAAUGC